Molecule: messenger RNA, 3393 nt
Organism: Danio aesculapii
Lineage: Eukaryota; Metazoa; Chordata; Actinopteri; Cypriniformes; Danionidae
Gene: crot
Product: carnitine O-octanoyltransferase
Cellular component (GO): peroxisome
Molecular function (GO): carnitine O-octanoyltransferase activity
Source: RefSeq, a predicted model, not a curated record
GAGCCAUUGUUAUUGUUUUUGACUUCACGUACAGUAAAUGGGGCAAAGGUAACGGGAACGAAUCCCUUUCUGGAGUUGAAUGCACUCAUCGAGUUUAGUCAGUAAAGUAUCCAAAAGACUCUCGAUAGUUUUACCGAGCAGAUUCGCAGUCCUUUCAGCUUCUGGAUUAACUACUGCAGUCACUUUGUCAGCUGAAUCAGUGCAGUAUACAUGGAUAAUCAGGUGUUUGAGUCCAGCGCAGAACGGACAUUUCAGUACCAGAAGAGCCUCCCUCCUCUGCCCGUGCCCGCGCUGCGCGACACCCUCAGCAAAUACCUGGAUGCAGUGAAACCUUUUGCAUCUGAGGAAGAGUUUGGAGCCACGGUAGCCAUUGUUAAGCACUUUGAGGAAGGAGUUGGGCAAGAGCUGCACCAGAAGCUUCUUCAGAGAGCCAAGAGCAAACGUAACUGGCUAGAGGAAUGGUGGCUGGACACAGCAUAUCUAGAGGUGCGCAUCCCCUCUCAGCUCAAUGUGAAUUUUGGGGGACCCACAGCUUAUCUGGAGCACUGCUGGCCUCCACAAGAAGGUACGCAACUCGAGAGGACCAGUGUGGUUUUGUGGCUCACCUUGCAGUACUGGGAUCUUAUCCGCACGGAGAGGUUGGCUAUUCAUAAAGCAGGAACAAUACCCUUUGACAUGGAUCAGUUCCGCAUGCUCUUCUGCACCUGCAAAGUUCCUGGCAUCACAAAAGACACCAUCCUCAACUUCUUCAAAACAGAGAGUGAAGGACCCUGCCCGUCUCAUGUGAUAGUGAUGUGCCGUGGGAGGAUUUUCACAUUUGAUGCCCUCUGUGAUGGACGGAUCCUCACUCCUCCAGAGCUGCUGAGGCAGCUGACGUACAUUAAAAACUGCUGUGAUGGAGAGCCGGAGGGAGACGGAGUGAGUGCGCUCACCACUGAGGAAAGAACACGCUGGGCAAAGGCUCGGGAAUAUCUGAUCUCCAUUGAUCCUGUGAAUAAGACCGUGCUAGAGACCAUUCAGAGUGCUUUAUUUGUGGUCGGUCUGGAUGAUGCCAAACUAACGCCACACCUGAAAAACUACACACAGUUGACUGAUCUGGCGUUGACUGGUGACCCCACAAACCGAUGGGGAGACAAAUCUUACAACCUCGUUUCCUACUCAAAUGGGAUCUUCGGCUCCAACUGUGAUCAUGCACCAUAUGAUGCCAUGGUUUUGGUGUCUAAUGGAUACUACAUAGAUCAGAAAACGAAAGGCUGUGGUGGAGUGUGGAAGGGUUCAGAGGUUGUGCGUGAGAUGCCUGUGCCGGAGGAGCUGAUAUUUACUGUAGAUGAGCGAGUCAGAAGAGACAUCGCUCUGGCUAAAGAACAGUACAGCAAAAGUUGUCAGGACCUGCAGGUUGUCAGCUACGCCUUCACCUCGUUUGGAAAGACUGCCAUUAAAAAGAGAAAGCUUCACCCUGACACGUUUGUCCAGCUGGCUCUACAGUUAGCAUACUACAGACAACACGGACAGCCAGGCUGUUGUUAUGAAACAGCCACCACUCGCCGCUUCUUCCAUGGCCGCACUGAGACCAUGAGGCCCUGCACUGUAGAGGCUCAGCACUGGUGCAAAACCAUGAUGAACCCUGCGGCUACUACUGAAGAGAAAAGACAUGCAUUACAUGCAGCUGUCAGCAAACACAACAAGUUGAUGGCAGAGGCUCAGGAUGGGAAAGGCAUUGACAGGCACCUGCUGGGUUUGUAUCUGAUUGCUAAAGAGAGCAGCAUUCCUGUGCCGGAGCUCUAUGCGGAUCCGCUCUAUACUAAGAGUGGUGGAGGGGGGCAAUUUUGUCUUUCCACUAGUCUGGUGGGCUACACUACUGUCCUGGGAGCAGUUGCACCAAUGGUCCCCCAUGGAUAUGGAUUUUUCUACCGCAUCCGUGAUGACAGAAUUGUUGCGUCCUGCACUGCUUGGAAGUCCAAUCCUGAGACAGAUGCUGAAACCCUGUUUCAAAACCUCUCCACGUCAUUACAUGAAAUGAUGCACAUCACGACCCAGUCUCAACUGUAACGCAGAGCAUUCUGGGAAAACAGUUAAACCCAGUGGUUUAGUUCUGCUGCUGUGUUGGACAGACGUAAAGUCUCAGACACAAGCUUCCCUGUAGAGCAACAUGGCAUCCUCACAGCUUCACUCAUAUGCACAAUUCAAAUAGGAGAUACUUAAUAAUUGUGGAGAAAUGUGAUGAAGUUAUUGUACGUUAUAAGGGUAGUUCACUAAAAAUUCCAAACAUGUUUGUUUUUCUUGUGUUAAGCACAAAAGACUAUAUUUUGAGUAAUAUGGAAAAUUAGCAGCCGCUGUGUUCCAUAUUAGAAAAUACUAUGGAUGUCAAUGGCUCCCGGUUUCCAGCAUUCUUCAAACUAUUUUCUUUUGCGUUCAACAGAACAGAGAAACUCAGUUGGGUUAGUCAAUAAUGACAGAAUUUGAAUCUUUAUGUGAACUAUCCCUUUAAAUGAACACAAAAUUUAAUUCAGCCAUUUCUACUGUGGAAGUAAGUAGUUACCAGUUUACAUUCUUCAGAAUAUCUUCUUAUGUGUUCAACUAAACAAAAAUACAAGUAAAGGGUGAAUUAUAAAUGACAGAAUUAAAAUUCUUUUUGGGAACUGUCCCUUAAAGAUGCUUUGCAACUGUCGUGUGCCUUCAGUUCAUCGUCUCUUAAUCACUUCAGUCAGGAAAUCCACCAUGACUUCUAAUCUCCAUUUUCUACUACAUUAACAGUAUUGUGUUCUGUGAUCGUCUACUAUCACAGGACUCUCAUGCAUAGUAAGUCCACUAGAAACAUUAACACAAUACAGACUGAUCAUAAGAUGACCUUUAAUGGGUGAUAAAUCAGCUGUCAUGUGUGUAAACUGUACUGAUUUCACAGUUUGAUUUCACAUUUUUAUCGCACAGAUCAAUGCAACAUGUAAUUCCUCUUUAUUUUCUUAAUUAGAAGAUUUUCAAAUGUAAAGGCUUUACAUGUUAGAGCCUACUGUAUGUCUUCUGCAUCAAUAUGCUAUAAAUGAAUGUUUUUAUAUUGUGUGGAUUUACAUGAUUAAAUCAUGUUUUUGUGUUUGAUAAUAAGUGUAGAUUUAAUUUGCACUGCUUUCCUUGUUCCUGGGAAAUAAACGUUCCCGAACGUUGUCGUUUUAACGGUUCAUUGUUGUUUUCUUAAUUGUAGGAAUUUUUUUUGUAAUCAUUCCACUUUGAAUAGCAAAUGUUGUCACGCAUGCAUGUAAAUUUGAAUGUGAACUGCCCACAGGUUUACUGAGAACACAGGAGGCGUCUCUUGAAUAUGCAUCAAUUGUAAACAUUUUACAGUAGCAAACUGAAGUGAUUUCAGACCUCAAAUCUAAUAAAGUUAUUUUGUGGAAAGCA